AUGAGUACGACAGCCAAUACCCGAUGGAACCCCUUCCGACGGCGUGCCUUGAGCACUAUAGCAGAGGAGAUACCCCUAGAAAAUUCGCCCCCGGCAGCACCAAAACCAAAAGUUUGGGAGACGACUGUAGAGAGGGUGGAAAGCUGGCCUGAAGCUGCGAGACCCUUGAAGAAACAAACUUGGUUGGCAGUUUUGUACGGCAUCGGAGAUUUUAUCUUGAUGCUACUACCCGUAUACUUUAUACUUUUGGGAGCUGCCGUCAUCACACUAAAUGGAAAGCCUACCAAAGGAUCAGACCUUGGGAAGAAGGUCGAGUUUGCCAUGAACUUGGGCCCCACUAUUUUUCCCAUCGUAUUCGCAGCGAUCAGUGGCCGAAGCAUGAAGAUGAUAGCCCGAUUCCUUGCUGAAAAAGGCUCCAAGAUUAGUAUUCUAGAGCUGCUCAUGGCUAGCCAGUCAGUCUGGGGAACUGUCGAAAGCCAGAUGAACAUGCAACGCUUGACACUUGUUGGUAUCAAUCUCUUAUUCCUAUGGGCUUUGUCUCCCCUUGGAGGCCAAGCCUCUCUUCGACUCAUGACAAGACAGGACCAUGUCAGCUUUGAUAAUGCCAAGUUGCGAUACAUGACUACCGGUCCAGGUGGAAGCAUGUGGGGCCUAUCCUCCACAUAUGUUGGUAGUGGGAAGUUUGCCGAUGCAGGAGCCCUAUACACUGCAGCCUUGCUAGCGCCCAUGGAUACCAAAAUAGGCCCAAGAGAUCCAUGGGGCAAUGUCAAGAUACCAAAUCUGGAGUAUAUGAAUGGGACUAAGCCAGAUGCUGAAGGUUGGAUCACCGUGCCAGAUAUCCAGCAACCAGAAAUUUACUCUGCACUUGUCGGCCUUCCCAUAGUUGGACUUCCGCAAAAGGGUCAAUCGAACUUCACGAUUGAAUCGACCUAUCUCACAGUAGAGUGUGGCCGGUUCAAUCAAGCACCGUAUCCGGGGAUCGAUAAUAGUACGAAUCGCUUUCGGACUGACUUUGCUAAGUUGGACAAGCUUGUUCCUGGUCAAGUGUGGCGUAACAAGUCUUUGAACAACCCAUUCGAGCCAGUUGAGGGUCAACUCACAUCAUUCUUCAUCGACACAAAUCUUGGAUCACCCUGGGAUCCCCAAGACCCCAUGUAUGGCACACUACUCGGGCGUUUGGAUGCGUUCUUUGGGAACUACAACCAGACUCGACUUGCGAGUAAGCAAGCGCAAGAGGCAAGAGAGAUAUCAUUCACUUCGGUGUAUUCCACGAGCAUAGACAGCUCUGAGUUUGGACUGAACCUGGCGCGCUGUACCCUGGCCCAAAACCACGUCGAGGCAAUGGUCGAGUGCACUGGAAAACAAUGUGCAACCAAGAAGCUACGGAAAUCGCUGUCAGACUUACGACCUUCCAAGUAUACAGCGCUGGAGCACGGCGUCAUCAUGCAAGGUUUUGCACAGCAAUUCCCAGUCGCGGUGGCAUAUAGCGUCGGAUCAAGCCCCACUGAGCGAUAUCUUGCCAACAGUUCGGCCUUCCCGUUCGUACAGAAGGCUGGCCAAUUCACGCAAGACGUGGCUUUCACCAACCUUUCUUUGAUCGAACCACAGCUCUUCUCUCGAAGACUAAGUUCUGCGAUAAACACGUACUAUCAGCUCACCAUGCAACCAACCGGGUAUUUUGGGGGGUUGUCGGGAAAUCUAUCUCUGUAUGGACCGGACACACUCCCUGUUGACGAUGUUAACAAAUACUUGCCGAGCAACUUCUCAGCUACGGACCACUCCUUCUUCGACUGGUGGCCUACCUUCGACUCAGUAGUGCAAAGCAGCGAGUCUCCCUUCAUAGGUGCAACGACUACUGCAAGGACAACGGUCACCCAAGAGAUCUUUGUGGGUGACUCUGCUUGGCUCUCGUUACUUAUGGUUUCUUCGGCCGUCAUUCUUAUCGUUGGAGUCGUAGCAUUGGUGCUCAAGCACCGUACCCUAGGACCCGAGAUGUUCGGUUACGUCUCAAGCAUGACGUAUGAAAACCCAUGGAUAAGAAUCCCUCGUGGUGGGACCAUGCUGGAUGCUAUGGAAAGAGCGAGACUCCUGAGAGACGUCCAGGUGCACAUUGCAGAUGUACGCGGGAACGACGAUAUUGGUCAUAUCGCUUUAGCAGCUGGCGUACCCCUACGCAAACUUGAACGAGGGCGCCUCUACCGUUGAGGCUGAUGUUGCUCGAAACGUUUUGGGCACAUCCGCCCAGCGUAGCAUGUGGCGCAGCACCCCACGGCAAUGCCGUCUAUGGCGCGUUUCCCAAUGCGGAAAUCCACAGCG
Exserohilum turcica Et28A is the source of this 2316-nucleotide messenger RNA. RefSeq lists its product as uncharacterized. The record is from RefSeq and is a predicted model, not a curated record. The transcript has 4 exons. Bases 1 to 2205 code for a protein of 734 amino acids. Lineage: Eukaryota; Fungi; Ascomycota; Dothideomycetes; Pleosporales; Pleosporaceae.